AUGCACAGCUUCAACAUCUCAAACGCCGAUCUACAUUUCACGCGCCGAAAGGACCAGGGGAACGUGUCUCGACAGCUCUGGGCUGGCCUGGUUGGUGGGGCGAUCCGCCGACAGCCGCCGACAGCGCUCAGUGUGCCCGACAUGUCCCCGAAGAUGUCGACAUGGCACAAAGACCCGCUGCCGGUGGACCGACUGUGGAGCCUAGGCCGAACUCCGCGGCGCUGUGCGCCGACGCAGCAAAGGGUGUUCUCCCUAUUUGUCGGCGACCUCUCCCGACGGCUCGGCGCCUCUGAGUUUCCCCCAGAGGGCCGCGAGCCCUGCUUCUGGCUCAGGCUCCGCUCCAUCGACGCUCGCAAGGAGUCGAACCCCGACGCUCUCCGGCAGAGACUGGCCAGGCGAGUCCGGUUCGUCCACUUUCGGCCGGGCAUGUCGAUGCGGCAUCAAGUUGAGGAGGCGAGGAGAUGCCACACCAUUGUCGGCCUCCACGGCGCCCAGAUGAUGCAGGUCAUGUGGGCGCAGCCGGGAGCGGCCGUCCACGAGAUACACAAUCUGCAUCAAACGCGCAUGUUUUACUAUCGCAACAUUGCUCAGCUGCGAGGGCUCGAGUACUCGGCGCACCCAAUCUGCCCCGUCGGCUGCAUCGCGCGCGUGCAGAAUGGAAGCACGCUGAUCAGUCCGGCGCGGCUGGAGCGCCUGUACACGCGGGCGGCAUACCGCGCACGAAUGAUAUUUUUGGGUUCAGAGACUCUGUAA
Messenger RNA from Emiliania huxleyi CCMP1516, 753 nucleotides. RefSeq lists its product as hypothetical. Gene Ontology annotation, molecular function: glycosyltransferase activity. The record is from RefSeq and is a predicted model, not a curated record. NCBI's taxonomy places the organism in Eukaryota, Haptophyta, Isochrysidales, Noelaerhabdaceae. Bases 1 to 753 code for a protein of 250 amino acids. The transcript has 4 exons.